AUGAAUGAGCUCACUGUUCAUCAAUGCCAGAAGGAGAAUAGUUCAGCCCAUGAUCGACCAGUCGAACCGUGCAGGCAAGUCUCCCAUAGUUACUGUAUUCAAGUCUCGCAGGCGAAAGGCCUCCACAAGCCAUGCACCCGGUCCCUCUCCCUUUCCUGGAGCUUCCUCGGCCGUAAGUCAAGGAGCCCCCUACACCCCAGAUGGACAACCCAUGGGGGGCUUCGUGAUGGACGGGCAGCAGCACAUGGGAAUCAGACCACCUGGAGCGAUGAGUGGCUUGGGGAUGAACAUGGGCAUGGAGGGACAGUGGCACUACAUGUAGUCUUUCGCCUGUCAAUCAAUCGCUCAUCAUAUGGGGAAGACUGCAGGGCAUGCCAGGGAAUUACCUGUCAGACGACGGCACUGUGUCCUGCUGGGCACCCUCACAUCAAAACCAGGACCCACCACUUCAAAACCAGGACUCCCUCCCGUAACCAGGAGCCUGCUCAGCUGCACAUGGCCCUCCCCUUGGGCCUCCCAGGCACCACAUUCCUGGACACCCCCCCCCACCCUGCUCUGUCCCACCCAGUGAUGAUGAUACACAGGGGAGGACAUCCUCACCACCAUGGGCCCAGCCACCCUGCCUAUGCCCCCUGCCAGCCUCAAGUCCCUAGAUGCCCAUCUCCCAUCCCAACAGACCCCUACCCCCCUUCAUCCUGAACCCUGGACUGCCUCGCCCAGUAGACUCUAAGGGAUUCCUCUUUGAAAAAAAAGCGAUUGAGAGACAUUGGGUGUUUUCUCUUACCCGAGACUGAAGACAACUAAAGAGGCACCUGCUAUGUACUAUGGACUCCUAGAAAAAAAUAAAAAGAGACUUCUUUCAGAGAACUGUACCUCCUCCAUGUCUCGACUGCAAAUGGAUUUGGACCAAGGAGAAGCCAAUGUCUGUAUAACACAGAGGUGCCCUUACAAAUAGGAUUCCAGAAGAGAUGAGAAUGAGGGGAAAGAAAGACAGACAGAGAUUGAAAGGCAAACUAUAUCAACUCCUAAAGGAGAGGGAAGAGGAGAGAGGGGAGAUUCUGUAUACUGUUGUACAAUUACGCUGGACUCUCAAGGAGAACUGGGAAUUGAAGUAUUGUAAAUGCUAUGGUAUUGUUCUGCAUAAUAUGUUGUUUCUAAUCGUUUUUUGGGAAAAAAAGGAUGUGAACUUCUUGUUUUUUUUUUGUUUCUUUCCACACUAUGUGUGUGCUGUCUCUAUGACUUCUGACCUCUGACCUCCUCCCUAUUAAAAUCACCAUGAGUUUAAAAAGAAAAAAAUAUAUGUGAAUAAACCAAUAAUUCGAUCAACCAA
This is a messenger RNA of Oncorhynchus gorbuscha (pink salmon), 1330 nucleotides long. RefSeq lists its product as uncharacterized. Lineage: Eukaryota; Metazoa; Chordata; Actinopteri; Salmoniformes; Salmonidae. The record is from RefSeq and is a predicted model, not a curated record. The transcript is spliced from 5 exons. The coding region runs from base 1 to 699 and encodes 232 amino acids.